Pediculus humanus corporis (human body louse) is the source of this 1353-nucleotide messenger RNA. RefSeq names its product trypsin-zeta, putative. Lineage: Eukaryota; Metazoa; Arthropoda; Insecta; Psocodea; Pediculidae. The coding region runs from base 1 to 1353 and encodes 450 amino acids. Gene Ontology annotation, biological process: proteolysis. The transcript has 6 exons. The record is from RefSeq and is a predicted model, not a curated record. Gene Ontology annotation, molecular function: serine-type endopeptidase activity.
AUGGAAAACGAAGAUGGGAGAAAAAAUCCAUCACAAAAAAUUGGGAAAAAUAUUGAAAAUUUCGAAUCAGGAAGACAACACGACGAUUAUUUAGAAUUGACGACAGAUAAAAUUAUUUUUUUGGAUAAUGUAAAAAAAAUAAAAGAUGAUACGAACGUGGAAAAUGAACAACAUGUGGAAAAAGAUGAUUUUCCAAGGGAUAAAUCAUCUCGUGGGGAAUCAAACGAACAAAGACAAUCGACAAACAAUAAUAAAAAAAAAAACGAUUCGAAAAAACGAUUCGACGGUGAUGACAUUGGUGAACAACAACACAAAAGAAUUGGAAAAUCAAAUCACAAGAAAGAAAAACACCACAACCCUAAGAAAAAUCAAAUGAAAAACAAAGCAAAAUUUGAAAAGCUGGUGGAAAUGGAUGAAAAUUCUGGUAAGACGUCGUUCGAAACCAACGACGAUAUCGAUCCGGAAAAUUCGAGGAAUUUAAACAAUACAAAAUCGGGAAAAAAAACAAAUUCGAAACGUAACGUUCUAGAAGAAGAAACUUGCGGAUUGGACACUCCUAGACGUAUUAUCGGUGGUACAACGACAGACAUUGACGAAUUUCCUUGGCUUUGUUUGCUGCAGUACACGGAUCCUACUCAAAGGAUAAGUCAUUCAUGCGGGGGGGCAUUAAUAUCAAAAAGAUACGUUCUCACGGCAGCACAUUGUACUCAUGGAGUUGCUAUAACUACAAGAAAAUUAAAAUUGGAUAAGGUUAGGUUGGGAGAAUGGGAUUUAUCAUCGGAUAAGGAUUGUCAGGGAGAGGUUUGCAGCAGUCCUGUACAAGACAUUGAAAUCGAAGAAAUCAUACCGCAUGAAAAUUAUUUACCGAGAGGAAAAUCUCAAAGUCACGACAUAUCAUUGAUAAGAUUAAAAGAAGAAGCUAAAUUAAAUCAAUACGUUCAACCGAUUUGUCUACCCUUCACACUACCGGAAAAUACAGAUUACGAAGGGAAAAAAUUAACCGUUUCCGGUUGGGGAAGAACAUCGAACGAUUCUUCCAGCAGUGUUAAAAUGAAAGUCGAUUUACCCAUCGUUAACUGGAAUCAGUGUUACCAAUUUUAUCAAUCUUUUUACGGUGAUUUAGAAAUAACAGAAGGACAAUUUUGCGCUGGAGGAGAAGGAGGAAGAGAUUCUUGCCAGGGUGAUAGCGGGGGUCCUUUGAUGACGACACAAGUUAAAAAUAACGAAAUUCAUUGGUACCUUAUAGGUAUCGUUUCAUCGGGUCCUGCAGCAUGCGGUGUCGAAGAUCGUCCAUCUUUAUAUACAAACGUUACACAAUAUUCCGAUUGGAUACUCGACAACAUGCGAAAUUAA